Malassezia pachydermatis is the source of this 2904-nucleotide messenger RNA. Its product is annotated as sec1-like protein. The transcript has 6 exons. The record is from RefSeq and is a predicted model, not a curated record. Bases 1 to 2904 code for a protein of 967 amino acids. Gene Ontology annotation, cellular component: plasma membrane; secretory granule. Gene Ontology annotation, biological process: intracellular protein transport; vesicle-mediated transport. Lineage: Eukaryota; Fungi; Basidiomycota; Malasseziomycetes; Malasseziales; Malasseziaceae. Gene Ontology annotation, molecular function: syntaxin binding.
AUGCCGGCAAAAAGUCUGCAGACACUAGUCAAGCAGAGAUAUCUGGAUGCACUGAACACAGUGCAGCCAGCCAACCGAUGGAAAAACCUCAUUGUGGACUCACAUACCAUGCAAUACCUGUCGGUUGUCAUACGUAUGUUUGACAUUCUAGAACAGAAUGUGACCCAUGUGGAAAACAUUGAAAAGAUGCGUGAUCCGCAGCCGCAUAUCGAAUCAAUGUACCUAUUGUGCGCUACGUCCCAAAACGUAGACCGGCUCAUUAAAGAACUGGCUCCGCCCGCUGGUCAGCCACCUCAAUGCGCGGCUGCCCAUGUAUUCUUUGUGGACGCCAUUUCAGAUGAGCUCGUGACAAAGCUUACGAACUCCGCUGCCGGUCCACGACUGAGGCAGCUUGUUGAACUGUUCAUUAACCUAUGGCCUAUCGAGUCGCAGGUGUUCUCACUGAAACAUCCCAGCUCGUUCUUCACGUUGUUCCAGCCUAUGGAUACCAAAUUUGCGCCAUCCAUGGACGAGUCAUUAGCUCUCUUGCAAGAUGAGCUAGAUAUGGCUACACAGUCGCUACUAAACUUGUGCGUCACAUUGAACGAGAACCCUAAGAUUCGGUACUUGAACGUCCCCGGUAAAGUUCUAGGCCCUCUUUCUGCCGAGGCCCAGGCAGAUACCAUUGAAGGUACAUUUGCCGCUGAUGAUCUUCGUAAAGGGCAGGGAGAAGGUCGGGUCCAAAUUGGUAUGCCGUUCACUCAACAGCUUGCUCUUCGUGUUCAAGAUGCCUUAGACGAGUACUGCAAGAAUGGCCAGAUGCUGGGUGACCCUGGUCGGCCCCAAGGUAUUCUCUUUAUCACUGAUCGCUCUAUGGAUCUGUUUUCUCCUUUCCUACACGAAUUUACCUACCAAGCCAUGGUAUAUGACUUACUCCCCAUGACCGAUGGCAAAUACAAGCACACGUAUACCAAUGCCGAGGGCGAAAAGGAGGUCAUUGAAGUGGAGCUUAAUGAAGAAGAUGAAACGUGGACCAAAAUUCGUCACUUGCAUAUUGCUGAGGCGAUUGAGUAUCUCACGCGAGAGUUCCAACUGCAUAUGGGUGAAACGGCCCAGUUUUCUGGCACACAAUCCAUUGAUGGCAUGCGUGAUAUGUUGGCCUCAUUGCCUCAUAUGCAGCAGACUAAGGAGAAGCUCUCUGUACACCUCUCCCUUGCUCAACAAUGUAUGAACAAGUUUGAAAAAAGUAAAUUGGCGGCGCAAGCUAUGGUGGAACAAAAUACCGCUACCAAUCAGACACCCGACGGUCACCGUCCUCGAUCCCUAGUCGAGGAUAUGGUGCCCAUAUUGGACGACCCUAGUAUCUCAAAUGGAGAUAAAGUGCGUAUCAUUGCCCUGUAUAUUUUACAGUGCGAUGGUGUGCACGAAGAAGACCGUCGUCGCUUGUUCCAGCAUGCUCGUCUGACCGGUGGUGAAGCUGUGACGAUCAACAAUUUGGCGCAUCUGGGCGCACGUGUAGUGCGAGAACAAUCGCAAUCCAGCUUAGAUGCGAUUUUCCGCAAGCGAAGAAAGACAUUGGCGCCCAAACUGCCGGCGGCUGGGCAGGCAGAAUACGAAUUGAGCCGAUUCCAACCUCUGAUUCGAACAAUGAUUGAAGAUCACGCUAUGGAUCGCCUUGAACAAUCCAUGUUCCCCUAUGUGCGUGAUGCGCCUCCUGAGGCGCCCUUGUCAAGCCAGAUUGCUUCGCGCUCAGCCUCGAUCACAAGCAGUGCGACAGAUAUGGCCACAUCUAUGCUGCAUUCUGCCAUUCAUGCUACUGGUGGAAAAGACUCGCCAUUGGCUCGUGUUGGGUUUGGCUUUGACGGGUCCAGCUCGUCACGCAAUCAGUCGCUGAGGACUGGUACGACGAGCUUGCGUAGUGCCAGGCCAACAUGGCACCAAAAGGGCCGCUCGGAAUCAGUGCCGAAUCUCUCGACCACGGGUGUGGGCGCUGGUGCUACGACAGCGGGCGCGCGGACGACGUCGAGAAUUUUAACGGAGAGCAGCAACCCCACGUCGCAACGAGUACUUGUAUAUAUGGCAGGCGGUAUGACGUAUUCGGAGAUGAGGACGGCGUACCAAGUGGGAAAACGCAUCAAUGCAGAUGUAUAUCUGGGAUCUUCGCAUGUUAUAACACCGACCAACUUUAUGGACAAUCUGCGUGUGAUGGGUACACCGCGGCAGCCUGUGUCUCCUGAUCUGCAUGUAGAAGCGCGCCGAAAGGCGCAAGAGGCAGAGCUCGAGCAGAUAAAGGCGAUUCAAGAAGGCAAAAAGCCGCCGAAAGGGCACAUGCUGAAGAAGCCCAAGUACCCCCAGGAGUUGCCUCCGCAGCAGCGCUACGACUUGCGGUACUCAACCCCAGACACGGUAUCGGCCGAGGAAUCGAAACCACAGAUACCUGAAAAGUCCACCAUGCGUCGUAUUUCAGAGAAUGUGAUCCAUAAAACCAGGGACAAUUCGGAAUCGAGUCUCUCGCCGCCCUCGCUGGAUCCGUUGCAGUCAGCCAAUUCGACACGUCGCGGCUCCUCGAUGAGCUUGAACUCAGACACAUCCAAAUCCUCGUCCCUUUCUCAGGGAGGUAGGCUACCUACGCGCCCCAAAUGGGGUCGUGAUAUGUCGCGCUUCAAAAGCGCAUUCUCCAUUAAGAAGUAUAUGCCUAUGUCAGGAGCUGCUCUUACGUCGGCAAAAGAGCGGCACUAUGCAUACUUGUCAUCUCGAUUGGAUGCCCUGUCUACUACGCUGCAGCAUUCGCAACAUUAUUUGACGAUAGCCAGUGAACAGGCCGCGUACAUGAAAGAUCUCGGCGUAGGCCAAGCUGCCAUCUUUAUGGCUGCCUUAGAUCAGGUGGACCGUGAGAAUGAGCAGUCGUCGUCGUCUACGAAAUAA